GCUCAUAUUCUAAACUCAAGAUUUUGUUUUCUCUAGAAGAAAACAGCACAAAAUAUGCUAUAAAUGAUAUAUUACAUCAUUUUCUACUAUGUUUAAGUUUUUAGAACAAUUGGUUAGCAAUCUCUAUUAUCUUAUGUUCUUGUGAAUCAGAGAGUACAUAUCCAUUUUUAAAUCCAAAAAAACCUUGUUUUGGACUUUUUGAGAGCAAAACUCUAGGAACAAAAAAGGAAUCUGGAGAAUAAGAACUUGUAACAACUUGUUGAUCUUUUGAACUUAUGGCAUAUUCCCCAGGUACCUUCUUGAGUAUGGAUGCUCUUGGGAAGUCCGGUGGAACCCAAUAUGAGUGCUUACUAUUUGAUAUGGAUGAUACUUUAUACCCCCUGAGCUCAGGUCUCAAUUUGGCUUGCCGCAAGAACAUACAAGAUUACAUGCUGAACCACUUGAAGAUUGAGGAGAGUGAAGUGCCAAGGAUGUGCUUGGAGUUGUACAGAGAAUAUGGAACAACAAUGGCCGGUCUGAAGGCUCUCGGUUAUGAAUUUGACAAUGAUGAGUUUCAUGCUUAUGUUCACGGAAGACUACCGUAUGACACCUUGAAACCUGAUAUGGUGUUAAGGAAUCUGUUGCUUUCAAUGCCUCCGCGUAAAAUUAUUUUCACUAAUGCUGAUAAGGCACAUGCUGCCCAAGUCCUCAGCAGGUUGGGCCUGGAAGAUUGUUUUGAUGGCAUCAUAUGCUUCGAAACUCUCAACCCCCCUCUUCUACCAGCUGAUUUUAUGGAUGCGUCAGAUGAUAAUGAUGCAGGAGAUGAACAGGAGCCUGAUACCAUUGAAGAUGCUGAGAUCAAUAGUUUUGUUCCAAAACCUCGAAUCCUGUGCAAACCCUCUCUCAGAGCCAUGGAAGCUGCUAUUCGGAUUGCGGAUGUUGAUCCAAAGAAGACAAUAUUCUUUGACGACAGCCCUAGAAAUAUUUCAAGUGGGAAAGCAGCAGGAUUCCACACUGUUAUUGUGGGGAGCUCACUUCUAGUUCCAGAUGCAGAUCAUGCCUUAAGUAGCAUCCACAAUAUCAAAGAAGCAAUACCUGAAAUAUGGGAAGGUGAAGACAGAGAGCAGCUAGAUCAAGUUGUCCAGUCCACUACAGUUGAAACCAUGGUCCUAGCCUAGGACGUCUACCCCCUAGAUCACUACACAGACUAAUGUCAACUACAUAAUAAGCAAAUUAAUCUACAUGUCAAAAAUCACGGAUUCAUAUUAUCAUGCUCCAGAAUAUCCAACUAUACCUAUGUAGCUUUGUAUUAUGUAAGUGAUAAUCAUGCAACCAACACUAGCUGGGAAAGAAGCCAAUUAGAGAAGCAAGUAGAGAAAAAUAAACAAGCGAGGACAAAGUUGAAGAAUGAGAUAUCGAUGAAUAUGGAACCCUUGAAUUUAUUUUCAUCCAAGUGAAAUACAUGAUCCUCUAUCAUUAA
Messenger RNA from Carica papaya (papaya), 1459 nucleotides. Its product is annotated as Haloacid dehalogenase-like hydrolase (HAD) superfamily protein. The record is from RefSeq and is a predicted model, not a curated record. Lineage: Eukaryota; Viridiplantae; Streptophyta; Magnoliopsida; Brassicales; Caricaceae.